Molecule: messenger RNA, 1180 nt
Organism: Triticum aestivum (bread wheat)
Lineage: Eukaryota; Viridiplantae; Streptophyta; Magnoliopsida; Poales; Poaceae
Exons: 1
Coding region: 380-928 (182 amino acids)
Source: RefSeq, a predicted model, not a curated record
UAUUAGGAUAUAAUAAAAGAUUGACAAAUGAAAUUGUGGCCAUGCUAAUAGAUCCUUGACUUUUUAACUGGAAAGUAUUCUACAACUGUGGAUGGCAUGCCCUCAUGUGUUAAUGUAAUAUUCAGUGUAGAGCCCAGAUAUUAAUCAUUCUGUUAUUUAACAGGCAUCCAUGAGGCCUUCAAUUUUUGAACUGGAAAGCUUGCGUGUUCAGGAUUUGUGCGAUUAUGCUGUUAAUGCACACCAUUCAUUCAGUAUAGGGCCCAGCAAUUCAUUUUGUUUAUCGUGCUUGAGACCUUUGUUUGCUUGAAUUAACCUUCUUAAAUCUUGCUGUUAAUCCGUCACUUUUCCUCGUGAUGCUGUUUCAGGAUUCUUGUCUGCCAUGGGUGACUACACAAUCCGGAUAAGCACCAGCUUGAUCGAGCAGCUCGCGCGCGAUGACGAGAAGCAGGUGAAAAGGAGGACCAGGAAACCCAGGCCGAAGAAGGUGGUGGAGCAACCAGAGGAGCCUCAGGACAAUGGCAGGGAAGUUCCAACUGAACCCAAGAGCAGCCCUGCUCCUGUUUUGCCUUUUCCGCCACCCAUGUACCUACCAGUGACCCCUGCUCCUCCACCACCGUCUCCUGCAAUCCAGGUGGUGGAAGCCAUACGCGCCGUGGUGGCGGAGAGCGAGAAGGUGCUGGAGAAGCUGCAGAAGAAGGAGGCGGCGAUGCGCGAGGAGCUUACCAAGAGGGCCAAGGAGCUGCAUGACAAGGAGUUCAAGCUGCCCUACCAGAACCCCUCGCCAUGCACCGACGAGAGGGCGGGCUGCGCCGAGUGCUACAGGAGCAACGUGCAGGACCCGCUCAAGUGCGCCGAGGCGGUCAAGAGGUUCGAGGCUUGCGUUCGCAUGGCGAGGCGGGGCGGUGCCACCAUGGGAGCUGCUCAGUAGUAGCUGAGUGAGCGAGGUGUCGUACACACGAUUUUGCUUCUGUCGGGAUUGAUUGAUCGAAUAACCUGAAUGGAUUUUUGGUGAGACCUGAAACACCAUCAGUUGUAGAUUAAUUCUGGUAACGGAUUGCUACUGGUGUUGGCAACAAGAGGCCAUGAGUGUCCUUGAAUUUGGGGCGUGGCUCCAUGUGUUUACUUGCAUACUACAAAAUGAAACAUGAAUUUGCAGGGUUCAAAAUUAAUGUUUACUACA